UAAAGACUGAUCUAGAGCAGGUCCAUCUCGUCUGGCAGUUUGCGUAUGGCCCAAUCUGCGCUCUUAGCUGAUAUUGGUCAACGUUAUUAUUGUAGAUAAUUUUUAGUAACAAAUCGAAAAUGUCGCUGCUGUACAAUACUGGCGAAUGGUUCACUUUGGAACAAGGAGGCUCCUUUAGAAAGGUGGAACUUUACAAAAUGAAAUGGCCGCCAAACAUCGAUCUGGAUCAUAUGAAAGUAUACGCUGCACCCUACGGUGGCCCUAUCGCCGUGAUAAAAGACAGAAACUCGUUUCUUAAAAUUGAAGGCGACACAAGUACGAGACAAGUUAUACGGAUAUUUAACUGUAUCGGCAAGCAAAUUUCAUCGAUCAACUGGGACUUCGGUGAGAUAGUGACCCUCGGCUGGUCAUGUGCCGAGGAGCUGAUUGUGGUGCAGAAUGACGGCACCAUCUUUAUAUACGAUAUGUUUGGUAGUUUCGUUCAUAAGUUUAGUGUGAGCAAUGACGUGACCGAUGUUAGCGAGGCACGUAUCUUUCAAUCCGCAUCCGGUACGGGCGUAGCCGCCAUGACCGGAACCGCGAAGAUCUACGUGCUGAACAACAUCCAAGAUCCUAAAUCACGGCCGCUCUCCGAUUUACUAAACAUUACUAACAGCCAAGGAUGCUGGGAGAUGGUUUCAAAGGAUCGCACGACUGUAUGCGUGGUGACUCAGGGGCCCGAUGUAAUCGUGGCCCGGUACGGCGAUAAUGCGCUCACCACACCACCGAUAUCGCUAACAACGGAUUACAAAUCGUUCACUCUGAUCUGUGCGUCGUUUGACCAUCAACACCUGGCGCUUUUAACUAAUACGGGUUGCCUUUGGAUGGGUUCAUCUGACCUGCGCCAUAAGUACUGUGAGUUUACGACGGGACGAACGGAACGACCGACCCAGCUGGCGUGGUGUCUCGAUGGUGCGCCGGGCAACGAAACGCCGGCCGUGAUCAUAUGCUACAGCAACAUGCUGCAGAUCGUGCUCACUACGGGUGAAUCCAGUAUCUACAGUUACGAUUCAGCGGUAACCCUCGUGCAAGAGAUGGACAGUGUCCGUGUAAUAAGCAGCAAUAGCCAUGAUCUUAUGCAGCGCGUACCGAGCUGUACAAAAAAGAUUUUUGGCAUCAGUAUCUCGGAACCAGCCAGCUUUCUGUUCGUGGCACAUUGUAAAUUCCAGGAACGAAGCCACCAAUCAAAUGAAUAUUUGUGUCUAACGGCAGGCAAGCUACGAGGGGCCGUGGGCGAUUGUAUCGAGGCUGCUGGCUACGAGUUUGAUCCAAAUACGCAGAAGAGCCUGAUACGGGCGGCUUACUUCGGCAAAAGCUUCCUCGCCGACUACAACGUCAUUGAGUACGUUCGCAUGUGCAAAACUCUGAAGGUGCUUAACGCGCUGCGCGAUCCGAACGUUGCCAUUCCCAUCACGAUUCGCCAAUUCGAACACCUGCAGCCGAUUGUUGUUCUCGAUCGGUUAAUGUUCCGAAAGUACUACGGACUUGCAAUGCAGAUUGCCAAGUAUCUGAACAUCCUUGAGAAGCGAAUUCUAGAGCACUGGGCGUUCCAGAAGCUGGCGCAGGAUAAAAAUGACGACGAAGUGGCUCGAAAAAUUGCUGCCAAGUUUGCCAGUGCGGGCCUCCAGCAACCAAUGUCGUUCGCGAGCGUGGCGGAACGUGCACAGCAGAUCGGUAAAAUAAAGCUCGCAAUUACGCUGCUGGAGCUGGAGACGAAGAAGAAGCUGCAGGUGCCACUGCUGUUGAAACUAGGCGCUAGCGAGAAGGCUCUAAUUGCUGCCACCCAGUCCGGCGACAUCGAUCUUAUCUAUAUGGCGCUGCUAGAGAUGAAAAACACGACCGAGCUAGCUCAAUUUCAUAUGACGAUUCGGCGCUACCCACUUGCGCAGAAUCUGUACAAGAAGUACUGCCAGCUCAAUAGUUUGUCCACGCUUAAAGAUAUCCAUUCGCAGGAGGACGACUUUCUUGCACAGGCCGAGCUGACUCUACGCGAGGCGCAGCAACUAGGCCAGCUAGACGCCUCGAUUUCAGACGUAAGCGGGAAUUUUCGGCGUGUUGGCAAACAGAUCGAGGCGGAUCUAUGUGACGAGGCAAAAAAGCUGGCCAAACACCAAAAGUUGCUGAACGAUAAGCACCAGAACCAGUUCCAGGGGCUAUCGCUGCAUGCGACUGUGCGCAAGCUCUUGCAGCUGGGUGAUGUGCGGUACGCGGAGAAGUUGAAGAGCGAGUUUAAACUACCGGAUCGGCGCUAUUGGUGGGUGCGAGUGCAAACAAUUGCAGAAAGUUAUAUGUGGGAGGAUUUGGAACGGUUUUCCAAGGCGAAGAAGAGUCCGAUUGGCUACGAACCAUUUGUUGAAGUGUGCCUGCGCCAGCAGAACAUACAAGAGGCCAAGAAGUAUCUGCCACGUUGCAGCGAGGACACUAAGCUGAAGUGGUAUCUACGCGCUAGCUGCUAUGCAGAAGCUGCCAACAUAGCGUUUAUGCAAAAGGAUAUCGAAAGUUUGCUUAAGAUCCUUGAUUACUGUGCCAGUGAUGCUACCCUCUUGUCAACGGUCCAGAACAUGAUUCUUCAGGUAUCGGAGAAAAAGUGAUAAACCACUUCAAUGAACGCUUCUAAUAUAAUAGCAAAUUAUUAUGGAUCACGAUAUUAAAUAUAUACAAGUAUAAAAUACUCCCAUGGUACUACUGACGUGAUACAACUUUUUUAUGAUGAAUGUUAUCAUACCGCGCAUUCGUUAGUGACUACAAUCAGUAUUAUAAGGACGACCCGCCAGAUGUGCUCCAUAAA
This is a messenger RNA of Anopheles darlingi, 2827 nucleotides long. It is a transcript of the gene Vps16A, whose product is annotated as vacuolar protein sorting-associated protein 16 homolog. Gene Ontology annotation, cellular component: cytoplasm; HOPS complex; endosome. Gene Ontology annotation, biological process: endosomal transport; intracellular protein transport; vacuole fusion, non-autophagic. Lineage: Eukaryota; Metazoa; Arthropoda; Insecta; Diptera; Culicidae. The coding region runs from base 120 to 2630 and encodes 836 amino acids. Gene Ontology annotation, molecular function: actin binding. The record is from RefSeq and is a predicted model, not a curated record. The transcript is spliced from 8 exons.